AUGUCUACACGAGGGAAUAAAGGACAGAUUAGGAAUAAGGGCGCCGGUAGAGACAUAACAGUUCAUUUAGCACCUACCGUUGUAGCAUCCUCUGUUGGUAAAGAAGUUGCACACGAGAUUGUGAAAGCGGUGCAAGAUGCUCUAGCUCGUAAUGAGGGUAUCAACAGGCGUACCCUUAAGCUUUCUAAAGAGUUUCUUCGCUCCAAUCUACCAGAGUUUUUGGGGAAGGCUAAACCACUAGAGGCGGAUGAUUGUGUUUACACAGGUGACAGAUAUUUGAAACUGUGGAUCAUACCCAAAUUAGAAGUCAUGUUUACCCCCCGAACAAGAGAAGACAAAUGCCUCAUCUUAGCCAAUGACAGGUUGUGGGAUGUAAUGACAAACAAUGAAGCAUGUGAAGCAGCUAGAAGACGCAUUUUGCUAUGGCAUAAAAAGAACGACGGUGUUCCUCUUGUGGGGCGGGGCCAUGGAAUCGACCCUACAGCUCAAGCAGCAGCAAAGUACCUUUUGAUUCUCGCUCUCCAAAAAGGAAGCAAAGACAAUAUCUCCAUGAUUGUUAUUGACCUAAAAGCUCAGAGAAAAUUCAAGAGCAAAUCAUGA
Molecule: messenger RNA, 600 nt
Organism: Camellia sinensis
Lineage: Eukaryota; Viridiplantae; Streptophyta; Magnoliopsida; Ericales; Theaceae
Source: RefSeq, a predicted model, not a curated record